Messenger RNA from Cynara cardunculus var. scolymus (artichoke), 1350 nucleotides. RefSeq names its product metal tolerance protein 9-like. Gene Ontology annotation, cellular component: membrane. Gene Ontology annotation, biological process: monoatomic cation transport; transmembrane transport. The transcript is spliced from 6 exons. The coding region runs from base 19 to 1239 and encodes 406 amino acids. NCBI's taxonomy places the organism in Eukaryota, Viridiplantae, Streptophyta, Magnoliopsida, Asterales, Asteraceae. The record is from RefSeq and is a predicted model, not a curated record. Gene Ontology annotation, molecular function: monoatomic cation transmembrane transporter activity.
AAGAAGAUAAUUAAAUUGAUGGAAGGUGGUAGUGAUAUCACCGGUGGUGGUGGUGGUUUAUACGAAGAAGACGACGACAACAUCAUCCUAUCUCCUCCGCCACACCAACCUUCUUCAUGGAGACUCAACAUCAAUCACUUCCAUCUCCCACAGACAUCCUCUUAUUCCAAUCCCACUUCUAAAUCUACUUCCACUUUCCGCCGCCUCUUUCGCCCUACUCCAAGAAAACAUGGAAAGGUUCAAGAGUAUUACAAGAAACAGAAACGACUCCUUGAAGGGUUCAAUGAGAUGGAAACAAUGAAUGAAUCAGGGUGUUUACCAGGAAGUUUAACAGAGGAUGAAAUGGAUAAUCUGGCUAAGAAUGAGAAAAGGGCCAUCUAUGUCUCAAACAUGGCUAACUUGGUCCUUUUCAUAGCAAAAGUUUAUGCUUCUAUCGAAAGCAGAUCUCUAGCUGUCAUUGCAUCAACCUUGGAUUCACUCUUGGACUUGUUAUCUGGAUUUAUUUUAUGGUUUACUUCACAUGCCAUGAGAAACCCCAAUCAAUAUCACUAUCCAAUUGGAAAGAACAGGAUGCAGCCUGUUGGCAUUAUUGUUUUUGCUUCAGUAAUGGCAACUCUUGGGUUCCAGAUUUUGCUAGAGUCUGCCAGACAGCUUAUUGCCAAGACUCGUCCCGACAUGAAUCAUGAUAAUGAAAAUUGGGUGAUUGGCAUCAUGGCUAGUGUGACGGUGGUGAAGUUUAUGCUCAUGAUCUAUUGUCGAAGAUUUAAAAAUGAAAUCGUGAGGGCCUAUGCCCAAGACCAUCUCUUUGAUGUUGUAACCAAUUCUGUUGGAUUAGCUUCGACUAUUUUAGCUGUUCGAUAUGAGUGGUGGAUUGAUCCUGUGGGGGCUAUAAUUAUAGCCGUCUAUACAAUAUGUACAUGGGCUCGGACAGUUAUUGAGAACGUGUGGUCAUUAAUAGGAAGAACGGCUCCACCAGAUUUUCUAGCAAAGUUGACAUAUCUGGUAUGGAACCACCACGAGGAAAUAAAGCAUAUUGACACGGUGAGAGCAUACACAUUUGGUUCUCAUUAUUUUGUGGAGGUAGACAUUGUAUUGCCAGAGGAUAUGUUGCUGAAUCAAGCUCAUAAUAUUGGUGAAAUGCUCCAAGAAAAGCUUGAACAGUUGCCUCAAGUUGAGCGAGCCUUUGUUCAUAUUGACUUUGAGUUCAGUCACAGACCUGAACACAAAGCCAAGGUUUGAUCAUUUGUACCUAACAUUUAUCUGCAACACCCUUUUAGUUUUGUUUUAAGAAACAAAUGAAAACUAUAAACAACUUGUUCAUCAAUAAUUAUUUUCGAGUUAUUUUUGACU